UAAACAUAACGACGAGAGAAAAGAAAGGCAUUCCGUCAAAACUCCCAAAUCGUCGAAACGUGUAUGCUUCUCAAAGGCGGCGCCAGCUCUGUUCAUAACCUCGAAAGCGUGCAGCUUCUGAAAGCAGUCAAUAGUUUCGCGGCAACCUGCGCAGUGGGAAUUCCUCCCGUUUCUCGCAUCAGCUUCUUCAAGAUUGCCGGUAGAUUCAUCCCCAUACUUGCGAGCACGUGGAACCCGCGAAAUGGAGAUGUACGACCAAUCCUAUGGCCGACGAAAUUAUGGGCAGAGCUCUGCGCCGCCUUACAACUGUCACUACGAGCAAUACGCGCCGUCACCGACGAAUUUUUCGAAAAAUUCCAAUCACAGAGAAAUGGAGCCUCUAGAUGACAAAGAGCGUGGCUGCUGCCAAGGAUUCGUGGCAUUCCUCCUUGGACUCGCUCUCUUCUCCAGCCAGUUGGUAAUCUUCGGAAUCGUUGCCCUCACGGUUUAUUGGGUUUUCAAGUUCAGAGGUGGGCUCGACUUGGAGAAGGAUCUUCUGCAACAGUUCAACACUCAUAUUAUCGCUAUGAUUGUUGGUUUCGUUUUCUUCUGCGGUCAGGCGAUUUUAGCAUAUCGUGUCUUCGACUGUUGCAAGCGAUCGUAUGCUCGGGUGAUCCAUUCCAUCCUUCAAGUGUUGGGAACAAUUUGCAUAACCGCAGGUUUCUAUGUGACCUACACGAACACGCACAACAAAGCUCAAAAUCAUUUCCGAUCGUUACACACGUGGCUCGCACUGGCGACGUGUUCUCUCUUCUGUCUUCAGUUUGUGUUCGCCAUCCUAUUCUUCGUGAUACCCUUAUGCUGUCGAAGGAGAACGUUCGCAUUCCGACAAAAAAUGAUGCCUGUCCACGCGUCUUUCGGGCUCAUACUUUUCACCAUGUUUUCGGGAACAGCUAUCACUGGCUUCAUUCAAGCUGAGAAAGAACCCCCGAUUGUGCCCCCAUCCUACAAUCAAACAGCCGAGAAUCUGCUGUCGCUGAUUCCUGGCAGUCCCGAAGAGCAAUCGGAUCUCAUCGUGAAGAUUCUCGGCUGUGCCAUCCUAGCUCUCGGAGUUCUGCUAUCGGCGGUUACGAACACGAGUAUCCGGGGCGGUCGCGGUGUAUUUUCCAGGACCUGAAGCAGUGAGCGCUUGCCACCCGCACACGCACCAUCCGAGGGCUGUAUCGAGAUGAAGAUUGAGCUUCAGACUGAUAUCAUCAUCAUCAUCAUCACAUAUAUAUAUUCCCCUACCUGACCUUUCGUUCCCUCGCCCAGGGGCACCGAGGGGCGACUUGGAAUCGAUCGUUCGAUUCAAUAGAAAUUCAUGUUCCCAUGACUCAAAGUCGCAUCAAAGCCGAUCAGUCGCCGCGAUGGAUCGCUAUAGUCACUCAAUCGGCAUUCUGCUUUAAGGUCAACGAUUCAUCGAUGACCCACCUUAUGACCGAAUACUGUGGGUAUGGAUUGAAAGCUCUCAUGAAGUACCUCGGACGGAGAAGAAUUACGAUGUAAGUGGAGAUCCGAUGCGUGUUGAGCCGGACAUUCCACGAGCGGAUCGAAGGCCUCUCCAAGACAGUCUGGAGCGGAAUAUAAAGUUUCCGGAGAGCUGGACCGGCCGAAAGGCAAAACCCGACUUUCGAGGCUACGACACAUUGUUAACGGAUUCCUCACCUUUGGAAGAAUUAUUGAGGGAGAGCGAGGCUGAAUCGAGUGAAUGUCUUACGCCACCCGUCGGGGUGAGCUCACAACCAGUGCCACUCCUAGCAAAGUGUAUAUAUACAUAGUAUUGAUCAGUAUGUCCUUCGUGCAUUUCGCGGAUCUCACUCAAAAGAGAUAUUCGUCACCUGGUCUCAUCAGUUCAUCAGCAGAGAUCGACGAAGGUGCGAACUCCGCCCUCCGGGAUAAUAAAUUUGAUCGUAAU
Messenger RNA from Galendromus occidentalis (western predatory mite), 1936 nucleotides. RefSeq names its product cytochrome b561. Gene Ontology annotation, molecular function: oxidoreductase activity. The transcript has 6 exons. Lineage: Eukaryota; Metazoa; Arthropoda; Arachnida; Mesostigmata; Phytoseiidae. The record is from RefSeq and is a predicted model, not a curated record. The coding region runs from base 242 to 1156 and encodes 304 amino acids.